AGCAUCAUGGGUGGCAAGCUGUUGCCUGCUGCGUUCGCCGGCUCGCCGCCGCUGUCGCAGGUGGCCACCUCCGCCGCGCACGGCGAGGACUCGCCCUACUUCGCCGGGUGGAAGGCCUACGACGAGAACCCCUACGACGCCGUGGCUAACCCGGACGGCGUCAUACAGAUGGGCCUCGCCGAGAACCAGGUCUCCUUCGACCUCCUCGAGGGUUACCUCCGGGAGCACCCGGAGGCCGCCGGCUGGGGCGCCGGCGCCACCAGCUUCAGGGACAACGCCCUGUUCCAGGAUUACCAUGGACUCAAGAGCUUCAGGACGGCGAUGGCGAGCUUCAUGGAGAAGGUACGCGGCGGCAAGGCCAGGUUUGACCCCGACCGCAUCGUGCUCACCGCCGGCGCCACGGCCGCCAACGAGCUCCUCACGUUCAUCCUCGCCGACCCCGGCGACGCGCUGCUGAUCCCUACCCCUUACUACCCCGGGUUUGAUAGGGACUUGAGGUGGAGGACCGGGGUGAACAUCGUGCCGGUGCACUGCGACAGCGCGAACGGGUUCCAGGUCACGGCGGCCGCGCUCCAGGCGGCGUACGACGAGGCCGCGGCGGCGGGGGUGCGCGUCCGCGGCGUGCUGAUCACCAACCCGUCCAACCCGCUCGGCACCACGGUGAAGCGGAGGGCGCUCGAGGACAUCCUCGACUUCGUGGCGCGCAACAACAUCCACCUCAUCUCCGACGAGAUAUACUCCGGCUCGGUGUUCGCCGCGCCGGACCUCGUCAGCGUGGCGGAGCUCGUCGAGUCGCGCGCCCGCCGCGGCGACGGCGAGGGCAUCGCCGGCCGCGUCCACAUCGUGUACAGCCUCUCCAAGGACCUCGGCCUGCCGGGGUUCCGCGUCGGCGUGGUGUACUCGUACAACGACGCCGUCGUGACGACGGCGCGGCGGAUGUCCAGCUUCACGCUGGUGUCGUCGCAGACGCAGAAGACGCUGGCCGCCAUGCUGUCCGACGAGGCGUUCGCCGAGAGCUACAUCCGCACCAACCGCGACCGUCUCCGCGAGCGGCACGACCACGUCGUGGCCGGGCUGGCGCGCGCCGGCGUGCCGUGCCUCCGGGGCAAUGCCGGCCUGUUCGUGUGGAUGGACAUGCGGCGGCUGCUCGGCGACGGCGAGGCGACCGUCGCCGGGGAGCUGAGGCUGUGGGACAAGAUGCUGCACGAGGUGAAGCUCAACAUCUCUCCGGGAUCGUCGUGCCAUUGCUCGGAGCCCGGCUGGUUCAGGGUGUGCUUCGCCAACAUGAGCUUGGCCACGCUGGAUCUUGCACUCGCCAGAAUAAGCCGCUUCAUGGACAGGUGGAACAAAGCAACAAGCCAGCAAGAACAGCAUUAUUAA
Molecule: messenger RNA, 1380 nt
Organism: Oryza brachyantha (malo sina)
Lineage: Eukaryota; Viridiplantae; Streptophyta; Magnoliopsida; Poales; Poaceae
Product: 1-aminocyclopropane-1-carboxylate synthase 7
Exons: 3
Coding region: 7-1380 (457 amino acids)
Biological process (GO): biosynthetic process; amino acid metabolic process
Molecular function (GO): transaminase activity; pyridoxal phosphate binding
Source: RefSeq, a predicted model, not a curated record